UAAGUUUUGUGGAGUGACAUGUGGGACCACGCGCCCGCCGUCGGCUGAGCGCUGCUUCGACCAUACAACACCACAAGUUUUCUUGUGGCGAGCGGUCGCGGCGGGGGUGCGGCGGGCGGGCGGCGGGGGCGCGACAUGACCCGCGCGCGCGCACCCCGCCCCGCGCGCCAUGCAACGUCUGCGCUCCACCUUCAAACGCUCCAAGACGCCCACGCCGCAAGACAUGAAGACGCAGAGCAGCCUUGAAGUGCCUAAGCAGGUGCGGUCGGCAUCGUUCGAUGAGAUCCAAUUGGAGGCGGCGCGCGGCGCGGGCGCCGGCGCGCUAUUGGCAGUCCCGCAGAGCGGCGCGCGCAGCCGUUCUUUUGACUCGGCGGGCUCCGAGGAUUCGGGACACAUCUAG
Molecule: messenger RNA, 400 nt
Organism: Leguminivora glycinivorella
Lineage: Eukaryota; Metazoa; Arthropoda; Insecta; Lepidoptera; Tortricidae
Product: eye-specific diacylglycerol kinase-like
Exons: 3
Coding region: 170-400 (76 amino acids)
Source: RefSeq, a predicted model, not a curated record